Talaromyces marneffei is the source of this 1617-nucleotide messenger RNA. RefSeq lists its product as uncharacterized. Gene Ontology annotation, molecular function: transmembrane transporter activity. The coding region runs from base 1 to 1617 and encodes 538 amino acids. Gene Ontology annotation, biological process: transmembrane transport. The transcript has 5 exons. Lineage: Eukaryota; Fungi; Ascomycota; Eurotiomycetes; Eurotiales; Trichocomaceae. The record is from RefSeq and is a predicted model, not a curated record.
AUGGGUCCCAAGGGUUUGCUUCCUCUCGAUUCGAUCCAGCAUUGGAAGGUUCUUUGUGAGACUAAUAUAAAUUUUCAUCCAGCAGAAGUCGCUGCCGAUCUGGUUCCCGCCGAGAAGAUUGAUCAAGGACAAGAUGUGAAUAAAGAUGUUGAGCGCGGCUCAUCAACGACCGAAAAAGGAAACUAUGUUGAAGAAAUUAUAGCCGUGGAACCUGUAGAUCUGAAUCUGGUCGAUUGGGAUGGCCCCGACGACCCGGAAAACCCGUUCAAUUGGCCUGCCAGCAGAAAGGCCAUGAUGACGACCUCUAUAGCACUGAUCACAUUCCUAACUCCUCUGGGUUCUUCCAUGUUCGCUCCCGGUGUCCCCAAUGUCAUGCGAGAGUUCCAUUCCAGCAACGAGUCUCUUGCGGCGUUCAUAGUCUCGGUGUAUUUGCUCGGUUACUGUUUUGGUCCUCUUGUGAUCGCUCCACUGUCUGAGAUGUACGGACGUCAACCACUGUAUACGGCUUGCAACUUGCUCUACACCAUCUUCAAUGUGGCUUGCGCCCUGGCGCCGGACAUGGGUAGUUUGAGCGUGUUUCGAUUUUUUGCAGGCGUGGCUGGUAGCUGUCCACUGACUAUAGGUGCUGGUUCACUCGCGGACAUGAUUCCGCAGAACAAACGAGGUGCUGCGAUGGCUAUCUGGGCGAUGGGUCCGCUCUUCGGGCCUGUUAUUGGACCUGUUGCCGGUGGUUAUCUAACUGAGGCCAAGGGGUGGCGAUGGACUUUUUGGGUUCUGGCCAUAGCGGGCGGCGCUGUAACCAUCUCAUCUCUAUUCACAAUGCGCGAAUCAUACGCCUAUGUCCUUCUUGACCGCAAGGCCAAACGACUACGAAAAGAGACCGGAAAUUCCAACCUCCGCUCAGUACUAGAUACCGGCAGAUCCUCAAAGGAGCUCUUCAUGUUCUCCAUCGUUCGUCCCACAAAAAUGCUCUUCUUGUCGCCCAUCGUAUUCCUGUUGUCUCUCUACACCGCGGUCAUCUAUGGAUACCUAUAUCUGCUGUUCACAACCAUGACCACCGUCUUCGAGACUCAAUAUGGCUUUUCCCAGGGAUCCGUUGGUCUAGCAUACUUGGGCAUCGGAGUAGGUUCGUUUAUGGGGCUGUUCGUCCUUGGCGCCAUAUCAGACCGUCUCCAACAGCGUUUGACUGCUUCCAAUGACGGAGUAGCAAAACCAGAGUAUCGUUUGCCGCCGAUGUUUUUUGGGUCCUGGCUUAUUCCGUUGGCGCUGUUUUGGUAUGGCUGGACUACGGAGAGGCAGGAUCCCUGGAUAGUGCCGAUUAUCGGGACUGCUUUUCUGGGAAUGGGGAUGAUGAUAGCUUUUAUGGCUACAUCAACCUACCUCGUCGAUGCCUACACAGUAUACUCAGCCUCCGUCAUGGCCGCUUCUACAUUGCUUCGCUCUCUUUUGGGGGCACUUUUGCCACUGGCAGGUGGGAAGAUGUAUCAAGCUCUAGGUUUGGGAUGGGGGAAUUCAUUGCUUGGAUUCAUUGCGUUAGCAAUGGCUCCCAUACCGUUAUUGUUCUAUAAGUAUGGGGAACGGAUACGUACCAGCCAGUUUUUUAAAGUUGAAUUCUAG